Molecule: messenger RNA, 384 nt
Organism: Ostertagia ostertagi
Lineage: Eukaryota; Metazoa; Nematoda; Chromadorea; Rhabditida; Trichostrongylidae
Source: the annotation of a GenBank genome assembly
GGACAGCUGUGGAGAGCUGAUCGAAAAGUGUUUUCGUUUUCAGGUGGAGUACCAUCAGCUCGAAAGGAGGUCAUCCGGCACAAGAUCCGAGCUAUAGGCAAAAUGGCGCGCGCCUUCUCUGUGCUCAGACACGAGAGCGAGACGGUGCUGCAGCUCAAAGGCCUAAAUCCAGGAGGCAAACUGCCACAAGGUAUUCUGUCCGGAGGAAAGUCGGCACUCGUCGAAUCCCUGACAGGUGUACAACCGGGCCAUCGUAUUCAGUCGUUUGCGGAGGCAAAGAGGCUCGAUCAGAUGAACGAGCGUAUGCCGCCGUCGAUGGCGACACCUGGACAAUCGCCGUCAUCGUCACCGCAACCACGUGCGCGUAACGGACCCGAUGCAUAA